Molecule: messenger RNA, 1440 nt
Organism: Acanthosepion pharaonis
Lineage: Eukaryota; Metazoa; Mollusca; Cephalopoda; Sepiida; Sepiidae
Source: the annotation of a GenBank genome assembly
AUGCGACCCGCCAAAAGAGUUCAUGCGGCCCGCCAAAAGAAUUCAUGCGACUCGGCCAAAGAGUUCAUGCGACUCGCCAAAGAAUUCAUGCGACUCGCCAGUGAAUUCAUAGUUCAUGCGGCCGCCAAAAGAGUUCAUGCGGGUCGCCAAAGAGUUCGAUUCUGCCAAAAGAUGCGACUCGCCAAAAGAAUUCAUGCGACCGCCAAAAGAAUCAUGCGGCCCGCCAAAGAGUUCAUGCGCCUGCCAAAGAAUUCAUGCGGCCCGCCAAAGAAUUCAUGCGACUCGCCAAAAGAAUUCAUGCGACCGUGCAGUUCAUGCGACUGGACUCUGCCAAAAGAAUUAUGCGACCGCCAAAAGAAUUCAUGCUGCUCGCCAAAGAAUCUGCGCACCCGCCAAAGAAUUCAUGCAGCCUCGCCCAAAGAAUCUCAUGCGGCCGCCAAAGAAUUCGACUCGCCAAAAGAUUUCAUGCGACCCGCGCCAAGAAUUCAUGACCUGCCAAAAGAAUUCAUGCGACUGGCAAAAGAGUUCAUGCGGCCCGCCAAAAGAAUUCAUGCGACCUGCCAAAGAGUUCAUGCGGUUCGCCAAAAGAGAGUUCAUGCGACUCGCCAAGAAAUCAUGCGACUCGCCAAAAGAAUUCGCGCGACUCGCCAAAAGAAUUCGCCACUGCUAAAAUUCAUGCGGCCCGCCAAAAGAAUCUAUGGCCCGCCAAAAGAGUUCAUGCGAGUUCAUGCGGCCCGCCAAAAGAAUCUAUGCGACUCGCCAAAAAGAAUUCAUGCGGCCCGCCAAAAGAAUUCUUAUGCCAAAGAACGCGACCAAAAAGAGUUCAUGCGGGCCCGCCAAAAGAAUUCACAUGCGACUAAAAUAAUUCAUGCGACUCGCCAAAAGUUCACAUGCGUUGCUCGCCAAAAGAAUUCAUGCGACUCGCCAAAGAGUUCAUGCAGCCUGCCCAAAGAAUUCAUGCGACUCACAAAGAAUUCAUGCGACCAAGCAAAAGAAUUCAUGCGACCUGCUGGUAAGAAUUCAUGCGACCCGCCAAAGGAAUUCAUGCGACUCGCCAAAGAGUUCAUGCGGCCUGCCAAAAGAAUUCAUGACCUCGCCAAAAGAAUUCAUGGCCCGCUGAAGAAUUCAUGUGACCUGCCAAAAGAAUUCAUGCGGCCCGCCAAAGAAUUCAUGCGACCGCCAAAAGAAUUCAUGCGACUCGCCAAAAGAGUUCGCGCGGCCCGCCAAAGAGUUCAUGACUCCGCCAAAAGAGUUCAUGGCCCGCCAAAGAAUUCAUGCGACUCGCAAAAGAAUUACGCAGCCUGCCAAAGAAUUCAUGCGGGUUCGCCAAAGAAUCAUGCGACUCGCCAAAAGAAUUGGCGCGACUGCCAAAAGAAUUAUGCGGCCCGCCAAAAGAAAUUCAUGUUACUCGCCAAAAGAAUUCAUGCGGCCCGCCAAUGA